AUGUAUCGAAAGCAGCUGCGUGAAACGACGCUGCUGGAUCGUGUGCACGAGCACGUUGUGCUGCCACCUAUCGUCCUGCAAGCGGUGGACACGGCGGCGUUUCAACGAUUGCGCUCCCUGAAGCAGCUUGGUGCCUCCUCAUUUCUUUACCCUGGGGCCGUGCACACGCGCUUUGAGCACUCUAUCGGUGUGGCGCAUAUGGCGCGGCACCUUCUAAUGAGCAUCAAACGCCGCCAACCUGACUUGGGCAUUGGCGACAAUGACAUUGACAAGGCGAUGCUCGCAGGUCUUUUUCACGACAUUGGGCACGGCCCAUUCUCACACCUCUUUGAAGACGUCAUUACAACGCGCUGUGGUGUACCAUUUAAUCAUGAGGACAUGUCAGAACGUAUCACGCGGCGAGUGCUGAGGACGUUCCUCCCUCUUGAUGACGUGGAAGACGUUAUUGGUCUUAUGCGAGGCCGCUGCAGCCUGGCAAUGAAGUACGGAGAAAUAAUUAGCAAUAAACGUAGCGGUAUUGACGUAGACAAGCUUGAUUACUUCAUGCGGGACUCACUCUGCUGCUUUGGGAAACCGACGGUGGAUGUGCGUGUUAAUCGCCUCUUCAACUCCGCACGUUUAGUGUGUGACGGCGGACAGUGGCAGCUUGCAUUUGAGGAGAAGCUGGCGCUUUCACUGCGUGAGCUCUUUACACUGCGUGCGAAGCUUCACAAAAAUGUUUAUCAGCACUACGUUGUCAAGGCAAUUGGACAUAUGAUUGGAGACAUUUUUAAUUUGGCUGCGCCACAUUUUAUGGUAGGAGGCCAUACGCUCCUUGAGUGUGCCACGGAGGAGGCGCUGCUGUUGAAACUGGGUGACUGGGUGCUGGAGGCAAUUGAAAGUAGCUCCGAUGAAGCGUUGCAGUCGGCACGCGAACUUAUUGCCCGCCUUCGCGCACGCGACAUUUAUCGCCUGGUCUUCUCUCGAACCCUUGACCCUGAUGUAGAGCUCUCACCAGGGUGGGUGAAGCAACUGUCGACGGGGAUCCUCGCCUGUGCAUCGGUGUCACGGCACUUCACUGCAUCGGACUUUAUUGCAGAUCUGGUGAUCAUUCAUCAGGGCAAGGGACGAAGCGACCCCCUGCAGAGCGUUCUCUUUUUUAACCCAAAGCGGCCGUCUCAGCCGCUGUCGAAGAUGUCGUCCGACGCACGCUACAGCCCACUCUUCACGCCGUUCGCCUUUGAGGAACGCACGUUGAUGGUGUUUGAGCGGCGUAAUACUGAGGGUGCCGUUCGCGCGGCAUGCGAGCGACUAGUUGCAGACGAAUGGUACCGCCGCUUCUUUGUUGAAACUCUGCCCUUUUACAAUCAGUCUUGA
Molecule: messenger RNA, 1356 nt
Organism: Trypanosoma rangeli
Lineage: Eukaryota; Euglenozoa; Kinetoplastea; Trypanosomatida; Trypanosomatidae
Exons: 1
Coding region: 1-1356 (451 amino acids)
Biological process (GO): dGTP catabolic process
Cellular component (GO): nucleus
Molecular function (GO): dGTPase activity
Source: RefSeq, a predicted model, not a curated record